AUGACUCGCUAUCAAACUCACGCUCCACCACCCGUGGACAGCCCUUCCAAACAGCUCAUGCUAGAUCUCGUCAGAGAUCUUGAGCAAGUCCGGAUCUUCGACGAAGACCUCCGAAAGGUCCACGCCUAUGAACGGAAAUCAUACUAUGAGAACCUCGACAAGGUCGACCGCGACCGCGAGGCAAUCCACACAGCUGCCCUCGACGAAGUGGAGGCUGCACGUACCCGUGUUCGAGAGGAAGCUGUAACGACACUAAACGAUCACAUUCGCGCCGAGGAAGAGAAACGACUACAAGAGGAGGCCGCUCUUCGCAAGGAAAAGGAACGUGUCGAGCGCGAAAAGGCCGAGAAAGAACGUGUUCAACGAGAGGCGGCCGCGCGCGCCGAGGCCGAGCGCAAAGCCAAGGAGGAAGCUGCACAGAAGGCCAAGCAAGAGGCGGAAGCCAAGGCAGCUGAAGCCGAACGAGCACGCAAGGCUGCUCUUGAUGAAAAGCUGCGCAAAGAGCGAGAGCAAGCCGAUGCCACGAAACGCAAAGAGGCCGAAGAGGCCCAGAAAGCCAAGCAGGAAGCUGAACAGCUGGCUCAAACAAAGGAGCAAAAGAGCAUUGGGGCUGUAUCCUUGUCACCAGAAGAUAUUCAAAUUCACCAACGCUAUGUGGAACUACACAAGACCCUGAAGGAAAUGCGCAAGUGGCUCACUGGCAUGGCCAAGGGCGAGCCCGCUCUCAAGAAGGCCAUGGGAGACAUGCGUCGUUCGAUCAAGAAGUCCGUCGGACAACUUCGAAGUGGAACCGGUGCGAACAAGAACCAGAUCAACCAGAUCAAAGCAGACCUUCAAAACGCCUUGACUUUUACUCAACCGGAGGUGGACAUCGCCAAGUUUAUCGCCUUUCCGCCCCAAGAGCUGACAACCUCGGAGAAUAAAGCACCUGCUAUGUUGAUCUACGGACUGAACGUCUUCUCCAAGAGCAUGAUCUCUUCACUUCUCGCAGAAGCAGCGAUCAAACAGACACACGCGGAGCCUAUUGGAAUCAUCGCAGCUCAAAUCUUCUCUUUCGACAUCUUCACCUACAAGGGCCUCCACAUGUCCGAUAUCCUCUGGGCCAAAUACCGAGUCGUCUGCCCCGCGUUAUGGGGAUUCACCGGCAACGACAAGACCGAAGGCGGCCGCCGCGCCUUAGGCUGGUGGCGCUCUCCUGAUACCGACACCUGGAUCUCCGAACAAAACCACAUGGACCGCAUGACCGCCCUCGGUGCAGGAUAUGCUGCCAUCACCCUCCGCAAUUUCGGAAAGACGACCCGCCAAAAUCCCUUCCCCAACACCUUGUUCUGGGCCACAAUGAGCAAGAUUCUGGCCAUCCCUCCUGCAGAAUUGCAAGAGACACAGAUUGCCCUGCUAGCGGCUCUUCUCCGGUCAUCCGGAGAACGGAUUCUGGGCUUCUUCGGGCAAUUCGGCCUUGCUCUCAUGCACCAUGCGAUCAUUGAACUCCCUCGACAGAUCGAGCGAGAAAGCAUGGCACUCACGCAGUUGAGCACUCUGAAGGAACUCUACAUGCGGGAGAAGAACAUUCUCAUUUGA
Molecule: messenger RNA, 1578 nt
Organism: Penicillium brevicompactum
Lineage: Eukaryota; Fungi; Ascomycota; Eurotiomycetes; Eurotiales; Aspergillaceae
Product: putative RNA export mediator Gle1
Exons: 1
Coding region: 1-1578 (525 amino acids)
Biological process (GO): poly(A)+ mRNA export from nucleus; regulation of translational initiation; regulation of translational termination
Cellular component (GO): nuclear pore; cytoplasm; nuclear pore cytoplasmic filaments
Molecular function (GO): phospholipid binding; inositol hexakisphosphate binding; translation initiation factor binding
Source: RefSeq, a predicted model, not a curated record